AUGCUUCCCUCACUCGAGGUCGGGCAUCUCCCGUCGUCCUCAUCCUUUUAUGCGGCCAUCGUUCAGCCCCUAGGCCUGCGCUACCUGUCGACGGAAGACGGGCCAUUACCAUCAAUCAACUACGGCACCUCGCUGCGGGAACCGCCUGUUUUCCGGAUCCGACAGGUGGCAGCGAGCAGCGAGCAGCCCUUGCGACUCUCACGUAUCACCCUCAGCGCACCCUCGGCUGACUCGGCCGACGACGCCUUCGCCUUUGCCGCGCGGGCCAAUCCCGACACACGGGAGCCUAGUUUGCGCCACCCGUUUGAAGCCCGUGCAGGCCCAUCGGCCCGCCGUUCUGUCGGCCCCGGCGGUGAGACGCGGGUGAAAAUUACCGACUUCGACGGCAACACCAUGGAGAUCGUCUAUCGUCCUCCCGUCAACUAUCCCUCUCACUACGCCGGCUCUACUCUUCGGGCGACCAACUCGACAAAGGAGGAAGCAAGCCGCAUUCUGCACUGGAACUAUGACGUUGCUAGUUCCGUCGGCCCCGAUUCUGCCUUGAGCGACGCUCCGCGCUCUGGCUCCCGCCGUGUCCGCGCUUCCUACCCGGAAGACGAGCCCUACCCUGCCCUACGGCGUAGCUUCACGGCCGAUUCUCCUGUCUACGAAUCCAGUGCCUCACCUCGUGAAAACUCGCACGGCCUGAGCGCCGGCGCUGUUGUUGGAACGCUUCUUGGCGCCGCUGCUGGCGCCGCAUUCACCUAUGGCAUGGUGAGAAACGCCCGCAGCCGGGGUCCCCGUCAAGAAUUUGACGUGCCCUCCUUCUCUCGUCAUGCCACGUUUCCGGAUCAAUACCCCGAACGCAAGGGCCAGUUUGUCGAGGCCGAGCGCGUCGCCAACGGGACCCGCGAGUACGCAUCUAGGGUUGAGUACCGGGCUCCUCCAGAGUUCAUCACUCGGUACAGUCAGGCCGGCCGGCCGUCGAAGGAUGGAGUGGCCGAUUACAUGUAUGAUGACACGCGGAGCCGUCACUCGUCCUUGCGGUCGCGUACGUACCUCCGCCCCCGGAGUGAAGCUACCACGAAUAGACAACCUCUCAUCUUGGCUGAGACCGAGCAUCGUAGCUAUCUGAGUUCUUCCAGAAGCUCCAAACAUCAUCCUCCAAUAGUGCAGCGUAGCUACACAUACGACACUCCUGAGAGAGAGAGUUACGUGUCGGCAAGAAGCCAUCGAUCAUCGAGCACUAUCCACGCCCCGCCACCGGCGGAGCCAGCACCAGUCACGUCAUCACACAAUGUGACACGGUCACGCUCGAGGACGGCGGGGAGUCGGGCGACAACCACGACUUUUCUGGUUGGCGGCGACCAGCCAACCCCUCAGGCUUUUGGUCGAGCCGGUUCUUAUCUCUCUCCACGGCACUAUCCGCUCCCUCCUAGCGGUGUAGGUAGCAGCAACGCAAGAUAUGACGACGGCGAGGAUGGCGACGACGAUACGGGUAGCGUCGGGCCCGACGAUAGUAUUAGCUGCGUUGGUAGCAGCCGUCGUAGUGGCCGGUCGUAUUAUUGA
Molecule: messenger RNA, 1548 nt
Organism: Lasiosphaeria miniovina
Lineage: Eukaryota; Fungi; Ascomycota; Sordariomycetes; Sordariales; Lasiosphaeriaceae
Exons: 1
Coding region: 1-1548 (515 amino acids)
Source: RefSeq, a predicted model, not a curated record